Molecule: messenger RNA, 4434 nt
Organism: Thunnus maccoyii (southern bluefin tuna)
Lineage: Eukaryota; Metazoa; Chordata; Actinopteri; Scombriformes; Scombridae
Gene: svopa
Product: SV2 related protein a
Exons: 16
Coding region: 1417-3066 (549 amino acids)
Biological process (GO): transmembrane transport
Cellular component (GO): membrane
Molecular function (GO): transmembrane transporter activity
Source: RefSeq, a predicted model, not a curated record
AACAAGAAGAAAACAUUAUUUUGAGUGGAGAGGGACUUUAAGAUACAUAAUGAUAUUAUUAGCUAAAUGCCACGUACAUAUAUGGAAAUUUAAUGGAUCCAAACAAGUCACAUUUGAAGCUUCUAUUAACAAAAACAGUCAAAACCUUAUUUUUGUCGAACUGAAUUUGUCUAAAUUAGAUAAACAAUUGGGGGGGGGGGAUUUGUUUCUACAUAUGUUUUAUAUGCAUUUUUGUAGGUUAUUUGACAAAUUGUGGAAAAAGUCGAGCAUAAUAUUAACUGUGGUCACUUUAUAGACUAUUAACAGACAAAGAAAAAAGCUGUUUUAUAGACAACAAUAGUGUAAAUUUUGAAUCCCAGUUGCUUAAUUUCAGAAUCCAUCCUUAUACCUUAUAUCUGGUAUUUGUUUGUUUAUUUGUAUUUUACUUGGUCUUCAUUAUUUUCUUGUGUUUUAAAUGCUGCUCUCAGGCAAUAUCCUCGCUGUGUAAAACACAUUUCCUCUGUGUUUGAAACUUGUCUUUCCUUGUGGAGCAGCCUUCCUAACCAUCUGAGGGCAGCACCGGCUCAAAAAGCUUUUUAUUCAGGAAGGUUCUUUUCAUCUCAACUCUUCAUCUUAUAUGUUUUAAUAAUGUAGCCCUUUGAGAUUCACUGCAAAAACUGCAGUACAAACAACAGUACAUUAUUACAAAACCAAAACUAAACUACCAAGACCUUCCUUUUCAGUCAAGCAUUUUCUUAAAUGAACACAACAUAUUUGUACAGUAUGUAUGUGUGUAUGUAUGUAUGUAUGCAUGGAUGUUUCUGUUUAUAAGCACAUGUUUUGCUGUAAAAUAGGAAUAGAAUUAAUUAUUAUUAUUUUUAGUAGUAGUAGUAGUAGUAGUAGUAGUACUAAACAUCCUAAUAAAACGUGCAUAACAGUUUUUGCAUAAUCAUUUUUCUCUAAGAAAAAAACAAUACAAACUGGAUUGAUCAUCUAAAAUCAGGCCAUAGAUAAUUUACAGCGCAAGCAGAAUGUGAUCUGAGGUGUUCAUAAAUAAUAUUACUAUUCUAAAGGUCAGAUUAAAGCAUAUUUGCAUCAUCUGAGUCCAGCUGUGAGGACAACUUAUUACUACAAUAAUGUCCCAUCCCUCAUCAGCUCUGGCACUCAGACUCUGUGUGGUGGUGAUAAGCCAUGUGUUGUUGGCCACAGUAAUCAGCAGUCAGAUCCUCCUGAGCUCAUCCUAUCUGCUCUCUGUGCGUGCGCGCGUGCGUGCGUGUGUGUGUGUGUGUGUGUCGUGCUGUGUGACUCGGCCUCUCAUUGGCUGUCAGCGGACACCCGGAGCGGGUCGCUCUCCUCGGUGCUGAAAUCGCUGCUGCUCGUCGUGAUAAUGUAAACGGAGAUGAGGCCAAACACAAAGCGAGCCAAUAAACACCAAAAAUGGACGAUGAUCUGUUCCAACUGAGACAGCUGCCUGUUGUCCGCUUCCGUCGCACAGGUGAGAGCACACGCUCUGAGGAUGAUGGCGAGAAUCGAGAGCAGGUUGUUAGGAUUCCAGAGCAACAGACUGAUCAGGAGUCUGUGGCACUUGCAGAUGGAGCUCCGGUACCUCGAGAGUUUGCAAAUCCAACUGAUGACACAUUCGUGGUAGAAGAUGCCGUAGAGGCCAUAGGCUUUGGGACAUUUCAGUGGAAACUCUCCAUCCUCACUGGUCUGUCCUGGAUGGCUGAUGCGAUGGAGAUGAUGAUCCUCAGCAUCUUAGCCCCACAGCUACACUGUGAAUGGAGACUACCAAGCCUCGAGGUGGCACUGCUUACAUCGGCGGUGUUUAUUGGAAUGAUGCUCAGCUCUUCCCUUUGGGGAAACAUAUCUGACAAGUACGGAAGAAAGACAGGUCUGAAAAUGAGCGUGUUGUGGACCAUGUUCUACGGCCUGAUGAGUGCUUUUGCACCUAUUUAUGGCUGGAUCCUCUUCCUCCGUGCACUGGUGGGCUUUGGCAUUGGAGGAGCACCACAGUCGGUGACACUGUAUGCUGAAUUUCUACCUAUGAAGUCUAGAGCCACGUGUAUUUUGCUGAUCGAGAUAUUUUGGGCGUUGGGCACUGUGUUUGAGGUCCUCUUAGCAAUCCUGGUGAUGCCCUCUCUGGGCUGGCGUUGGCUGCUCGGCCUCUCUACAAUUCCUCUCUUCAUCUUUGCCAUCCUAUGUUUUUGGCUACCAGAGAGUGCUCGAUAUGAUGUGCUGACAGGAAAUCAGGAAAAAGCUCUGGCCACAUUGAAGCGCAUUGCCACAGAGAACAAAGCACCCAUGCCGCUAGGAAAACUUAUUGCUGCUAGACAGGAGGAUCGCGGGAAGAUUCGAGACUUGUUUUCAUCCCACCUUCGCUGGACCACAAUUCUGCUGUGGUUUAUUUGGUUUGCAAAUGCCUUCUCCUACUAUGGAUUGGUGCUGCUCACCACAGAGCUGUUUCAGGAAGGGGGUGCAUGUGGAAUGUCCAAAGGUAAUAAGAUGGAGCUCCGAUGCAGCUUGGAGUGUAAAUAUCUGAACUCUGAUGACUAUAAAGAUCUGUUGUGGACGACCUUAUCUGAAUUCCCAGGACUGCUGGUGACACUGUGGGCUAUUGAUCGAUUGGGAAGGAGGAAGACCAUGGCGCUGUGUUUCUUGGUCUUCUCUAUGUGCAUCAUCCCACUCUACGGUUGUGUCGGGAGAGUAUCCAUGACCGUGUUGAUAUUCAUCGCCAGAGCUUUCAUCGCAGGAGGAUUCCAGGCCGCCUACGUGUACACUCCAGAGGUGUAUCCAACCGCGACCAGGGCUUUAGGUCUGGGAACAAGCAGUGGAAUGGCCAGAGUCGGUGCCCUCAUUACACCUUUUGUUGCACAGGUUAUGUUGGAGUCCUCUGUAUACCUGGCUCUGUCCGUGUACUGCUGCUGCUGCCUCCUUGCUGCCAUUGCCUCCUGUGCACUGCCAAUUGAGACAACGGGUCGGGCCCUGCAGGAGUCCAGCCAUCGUGAGUGGGGCCAGGAGAUGAUGGGCCGGGCCUCCUCCCAAAGCUCAGGGCGAAUCCCUAACUCCAGCUCCGGUUCCCAGGGCUGAGGACGUACCGGCUGGAGUACAACCAAGAGGUGACCGCAGUGGUGAAAAGAGGCAAGGAGAGGCCAAAAAAAGCUAGAUCAGCUUUCUGUGUCCAUCUCCAGUCCCAUCCUAUGACCCUUCCGUUUAGGCACCACAGUGGCUUCAGAGGCCAGGCAGCACAAUAUUUUUUACAUGUCACUGUAAUUAUUGUCUUCGAUCACCAUUGCUGUCACAAUUUUGCCACUGUUUAACCUCACGCUGGGUGAUUGGGAAGACGAAAUUGCCUACAUGAGUGCAAGAUUGAGUAAUCGAAUAGUGGGAGACAAGUGAAACCUUCUUGAACAAGUGAGAAUUUAAAUACUUUAAGUGAAGUAUUUGAAUCCUGCUUUUCUAAAGCAAGAGACGCAAAGGAGAAUAAAGGGUCACCCUCUUUAUUAAGUGUUAAAAUAGCUUCAAACAACUAACUACUUUUCAGAAAGCCUUAAACUACCUAUUCUGUCAUUGAGAGACCUACUCUUUACCUUAUGAAACAGCUGCUUUAGGUGUGUAGAUGAGAAAGAGAAUUAUCUUGUGCACACAAAUUGCCUGUUAAGACACACUGAUUACAAACUCAGUUUUAUAAGAAGUGCAUUGCUGGAGUGAAGAGGAGAUCCACAUCAACAGAUCAUUAAAUUAAAUCAAAGACCGUGAAGGUGCGAGUUGUUAUAAAAGGACAAACUGUACAGUAAGUCAGUGACUUGCUGGCAUUCCUUCUUCCUGUGUUUAAGUGUUUUCUGUUUUUAUGUGAGGCCCAGUAGUAUAUUUGUUGUUCCCUGAAGAAAUGAGGCCAGUAUUAUUCCCGUAGUAAUAAACAAAGGUCAACGUAUGUCUUGAUCAUUUUGUGGUAAUUUUAUUUACAACAAGCAGACAAAUCUGCCUUCAUCAGAGCAUCAAUGUGCUGUCCACAGUAUCUCAUAUUUAUAGCACAAGGUGGAAGAAGUCCACAAAUCCUGCAUUACAUUGGAAAACAUUAUGCAAUUUGAAGUAUUAGGAGAUUCAAAAAAGAGUAUUUUCAUCAAAUCAUCACCCAAAACUUAUUCAACUUAGAUAGUUAGAAUUCAAUGAUUUAAAAAAUUGACAUUAACAUGAGUAUAUGGUGGUAGGAUCUAUAAACUAUUCUGCAUCUACCACUCUACGUUAACAACACAUAUAGACAUGCAACACAUCGACCAUUUAUCAGGAUGUUACAUUCUGUCUUUCUGUAAAUAAUGUAUCAUUACCUGGUUUAGUUGUUGUCUUUGCUUUUGUUUGUAACAAAGGUGAUGUGGAGACAGACUUUGCCUAGUCUGAUUCAAUGAGUAAACACACUGAGCAAAGUUUUAUUUAAAAAAAAAAAAAAAAAGAGAGAGA